AAGGCAUUGGACAUGCCCUGAAACUCUUAGGACUGCAAUCUGUGAUGCACUAUGUUCAGGCCACCAGGAGGAAGAUCGACAAUGCACAAAAUGUUCAGUCUGCCAUCUGUUCUUCUCCUAAUGCACUCUUUCUUUGUAAGCUGUACUACAAUGCUGAACAACAGAAGAACUCACCCAUGCACAAUUAAGGAAAAUAAGAUAUCAGUGGUGUUUGACUGUCAGGCACGACACUUAGAAACUAUUCCACCACCGGUCAACUACUCAACUACUUCUGUAGUGCUGCUCUUGUCCUAUAAUCAUAUACAAAUUGUGCCAAAAUAUGCUUUCCAAAAAUGGCCUAAUUUAACAAAAGUAGAUUUAGGUUUCAAUUCCAUUAAGAGCAACACCAACACCAUUGCUAGAGUUUUUAUUCUAGACAAAGAAGCAUUUAUCAACCAAACCAAGCUCAUGCAGUUGUUCAUCGAUAGCAAUACCUUGCAUUCAAUACCACCUGGACUGCCCAUUUCAUUACGUAUUCUACACUUACAGUAUAAUAAUAUUUUGUCAAUCAACUGUGAAAGUUUCUCUACAAUAAAAUACUUGAAACAACUAUAUCUGGAUCACAACUGUUACUAUGGUAAUAACUGCUCUGAAAAAUUAGAGAUUCAAGAAGGAACGUUUCUGCAGUUGAAGAACUUGACCAUUUUGUCUCUGUCAUAUAACAACUUAAACAAGGUUCCUUCAAGUCUACCCCCAUCCUUAGAAGAACUAUAUUUGAAAAAUAACAAUAUACGCACUAUUGAAAAAGAAGACUUCAUGAAUCUAACUCAUUUAAGAAUUCUUGAUUUGAGUGGUAAUUGUCCAAGAUGCUUUAAUGCCCCAUAUGCCUGCAAAGCCUGCCCUAACCGGUCUGCACUAGUAGUACAUCCAAAUGCAUUUCAGUACCUUAAAAAAAUGAUGGUACUUAACCUUGGUAAUACCUCUCUGAGGACUGUUCAGAGAAGCUGGUUUCACAACCUAACACAACUAAAAGUUUUGAACCUAGAGAAGAAUUAUUUGGUGAAUGAAAUGGCCUCGGGGGAUUUUUUCCUUAGUUUAUCUUCCCUUCAUAUGCUCGAUUUGUCAUUUAAUUAUGACAUAGGAAAGUAUUUCCAGUAUUUGUAUCUUUCAGAGAAUUUUUCCAAAUUAAUAUCUCUUCAAGAAUUACAUGUGCAAGGCUAUGUCUUUCAAAAAAUUACAAAUAUAACCUUUUUGCCAUUACUUAAGAUAAAAACAUUGAACGUUAUCAACUUUGGAACAAACUUUAUUAAGCAGGUUAAUUUAACAGUGUUUCAUCAUUUCCAGAAUUUAACUAUGAUAUAUUUAUCUGAAAACAGAAUAAGUCCAUUUCCUGUAAAACCAAAUGAAAACAAAAAUAAUCUGAAACGUUCUAGACGUGCAGCCCAGGAUAAUACAACAUCCAAGAUUUUAGAUCAUUUAAUUGAUUACCCUAUAGAAAACAGUAAUAGAAAUAAUAUGUGGUCUGACCGCAUAAUCAAGCCCAAAUGUGCUUCAUUCGGAAAAACAUUAGAUCUUAGUUUCAAUACCAUGUUCUUUAUUAAUAAAGAUGAUUUUCUUUUAUUAUCAGACAUAGUAUGUUUAAAUUUGUCCCACAAUAGCCUUGAUCAGGAUUUUAGUGGCUCUGAAUUUGUUAACCUACCAAAUCUAACAUACUUGGACUUGUCAUUCAAUAAAUUAGAUUUUGAUUCCUCCAAUGCAUUUCAGGAAUUAAAAAAACUACAGGUGUUAGAUGUAAGUUACAAUGCCAAGUACUUCAUUGUUGAAGGUGUAACUCAUAAUUUGAAUUUUAUUAGUAAUUUGCCUAGUCUAAAAGUAUUAAAUAUAAGUUGGAAUAAAAUAUCUACUCUAACUGAAUACCAAGUUAACAAAAGUGCAAUAGAGGAAUUAAGGUUUGCUGGGAACCUUUUAAAUAAGAUGUGGGGAAGCUGGAAACCAAAUUAUAAAGAUAUUUUUAAGAAUUUUACCAGUCUCAAAAUCCUAGAUAUAUCUUUUAAUUAUCUAGAACAACUUUCUGAUAUAAUAGCCGCCAAUUUACCUAGAAAUCUGACAACAAUCUAUCUAAACAACAACCGUCUAAAAUACUGGGAGUGGAAAACUUUGAGUCACUUUAAACAUUUGAAAUUUCUUGACCUUAGCCAUAACAAGCUGAUAACAAUUGAACCCAACUUGUCCAAUUAUACGUCAUCCUUGCAAAAACUUUUACUGAAAAAAAAUCUAAUUUCAAGAUUGACAGCUUCCUUUCUUUAUAAAGCUGUAAGCCUUACUGAGCUGGAUCUACGUGAUAACCAUAUCCAGACAAUAAACAAAUCAGUAUUUUUGUCAGGAAAUGAGAACUUUUUAAAAGUCCUGUGGCUGGAAGGAAAUCCAUUUGACUGUACCUGUGACAUUAUUGACUUUUUACAGUGGAUCAAUAACAGCAAUGUUACAAUUCCACUAUUGGCCACUGAUGUUACUUGUGCGUCUUCAGAUUUGUUGAGGAAGAAAAGUAUCUUGCACUUUGACAUACAAGCUUGUUCUUUGGACUCUGUUUCUAUGAUUCUUUGUUUUUUGUCAUUUUUUUCAGUUGUCCUUGUUAUGGCAUUACCGAUUAUGAAACAUUUGUUUUAUUGGGAUCUUUGGUAUAUAUAUCACUGGUGUAUGGCAAAGCUGAAACCCAACAAAACUGUUGUUUCAAAAACCCUAUACGAUGCGUUUAUUACUUAUGAUGACAAAGAUCUAAAUGUCAGUGACUGGGUUUACAAUGAACUAUGUCAUCAGCUGGAAGAAAAUGGGGACAGACACAUAUUGCUCUGCUUAGAGGAAAGAGACUGGGAGCCAGGGAAAGCUGUUGUUGACAAUAUUGCACAAAGCAUCAACCAAAGUAAAAAGACUGUGUUUGUUCUUACAAAGAAAUAUGUAAAAAGUGGAAAGUUCCGGACAGCUUUCUACUUGGCCAUGCAAAAACUGAUGGAUGAAAAUAUGGAUGUAAUUGUCAUUGUAUUGUUACAACCUGUUUUACAAAAUUCCCAGUACCUAAGACUCAGGAAGAAAAUCUGUGCAAGCUCAAUUUUGGAGUGGCCUGCAAAUCCACAUGCAGAACAUUUAUUUUGGCAAAAAAUGAAAAAUGUUUUAUUGACAGAAAACACCAGCAGGUACAAUAACUUAUACACCAAUCCUGUAGCAACUUAGUAGCAUGCACACAAAUUUAAAUGUAUUAUAAUUUAUGACAAGUUUUUCUUAUCUGCCAUUAUAAGGGUCUGCUUACAUGGUGGGGUCAAGUUGGGGCUGAAUAGACUGUAAAUGGAUAAGAAACGUUUCCUUACUAUCUCCUACUUCGGCACUUGUUUACUGAGCCUAUAGCAUGACCCAAUAUCGGGCAGCAGGAUUAUUCAUACAGCCCUUUAAAUCUUUGAUCAAUUACACAUCUUCUACAUGUGGAAAUGUUUGGCUAACAAACAAGGAUAUUUUGGAUGGGGUAAAACCAAGCAAUAAGCUUAUGAAGGAGCGUUUUAUCAUUUGUUGGCUGAUUUUUGGACUUAUUACAAAAGGCAACUAUCGACCUGUUUGGCCAAUAAUCACACCAUGUAAUAGGACCCUUACAUUCUUGUGAAAUUUCAAAUUUUAUUCUAUUUUGGAUAUCUCAUUUUUGUUUUAAUGUUCUGUUGUCAUGGGGUGUUGUGUGCUGGUACAUUUUAAAGGGGUAUUCCAGGAAUUUUUAAUUUUUUUUUAUCAAACUGGCUGCCGAAAAUUAAACAGAUUUUAAAAUUACUUCUAUUAAAAAUCUAGAUCCUUCCAAUAAUUAUCAGCUGCUGUAGUUGAGUUGUUCUUUUCUGUCUGGCAACAGUGCUCUCUGCUGACAUCUCUGCUUGCCUCUGGAACUGCCCAGAGUGGAAGAGGUUUGCUAUGGGGAUUUGCUUCUUCUCUGGACAGUUCCCGAGACAGGUGUCAUCAGAGAGCACUUAGACAGAAAAGAACAAAUCAACUUCAGCAGCUCAUAAGUACUGAAAGUAUUAAGAUUGUUUAAUAGAAGUAAUUUACAAAUCUGUUUAACUUUCUGGAGCCAGUUGAUAUAUAUAUAUAAAGUUUUAUAUGGUGUUCUCAAUAGGUAUCAUCAGAGCUUGGUGUUAGAGAAACAUUUUCUUCUUCAUAAACAAUUAUCCUUAUAGUUAUGGGACAAGAACAAUUACUUUGCACAACCUUUAUGGAUGUUUCUUGUGGAUCAGUAUGCACAGAUGGAAUGUUUCAGUCUUGGUGCACAGCUGUAAAACAUUUGUGUACAGGGGCGGACUAAAAACACACAGGGCCCUCAGACCAAAAAAGCAAGGGCCCCCUGCGAUGCUGUACUGCUGGUCACACUUUUGCCCCUAUUCUACACAAAUCCCUCCAUCAGCCCUACACACAAAAUAAACUAAAUGUAAUAUAUAAGAAACACUUUAACGUAGGUAAAAUAGUUUUCUAUGACCAAUAAUACCAGUAUACAAGGAGUAAAUAUAUACCACCAUACCAUAACUGGAUAAUACCUCCAUACUGUACUGAAUAAAACCACUAUACACAGAUCAGUAUAAUAUACAGGGUCUGUAUACUAUUUUUAAGUGAUUAUGUACAGUGCCCAUAUAGCAGUAGAUACCAGCUGUAUACAGGAUCUGUAUACCAUAUAAGUGAUUAUAGUUACAUCAAGGGACUCACAGUUACGUCUUUUAAGAUCGGCGGCGUCCUCUUUCCUUUUCUUCUCCAUCCAAAUCAGACUGCCAUUUCGAUCUCUUACCAUCUGCAGGAGAAACAUGUUAGACUCUGCAUUUUUCCGGUGCCCUCCCCUCCUCUACACAAUCUUCCCAUCUAUAGGACCACAAACUGUAAUAAUUCCCUCCUUGGUGUCCUGCACAGUAAAAGGUGAAUAGGUAGACAGGUAAAUAGUUAACAAGUUAGAUAGAUCAGGAAGGCAGAUAUGUAGGUAGGUGACUAGCCCGGUAGGUAGGUUGCUAGCUAGGUAGUUAGGCAGCCAUAUUUCAAGGCCAGGUAUUUACACAGUUAGGUAGCCAGGUAUAUAGCAAGAUAUGUAGGUAGGUAGUUACGCAGCCAGAUAUGUAGAUAGUUAGAUAACCAGGUAUGUAGGUAUAAAGUUAGGUAGCCAGGGAGU
Messenger RNA from Hyla sarda, 5155 nucleotides. RefSeq names its product toll-like receptor 8. The transcript has 2 exons. The coding region runs from base 52 to 3207 and encodes 1051 amino acids. Lineage: Eukaryota; Metazoa; Chordata; Amphibia; Anura; Hylidae. The record is from RefSeq and is a predicted model, not a curated record. Gene Ontology annotation, molecular function: protein binding; pattern recognition receptor activity. Gene Ontology annotation, biological process: toll-like receptor signaling pathway; positive regulation of interleukin-6 production; canonical NF-kappaB signal transduction. Gene Ontology annotation, cellular component: plasma membrane.